Molecule: messenger RNA, 386 nt
Organism: Austrofundulus limnaeus
Lineage: Eukaryota; Metazoa; Chordata; Actinopteri; Cyprinodontiformes; Rivulidae
Product: zinc finger protein 277
Source: RefSeq, a predicted model, not a curated record
GUGAGGACAGCAUACUGGAACCACUGUGUUUUCCAGACUCUUCAGAUGAAGCGUGCAGCUCUGCAGGUCUACAGGGACCCAGUUCGGAGCUGUUGCUGUGCCUCUUCUGUUCCCAGUCCUUCCCACUGGUGCAGAAGGACCUGCUGCUCAGACACCUGCUGCUGGAGCACCACCUGGUCAUCGCUGAUGUCCGACUCAUCACAGACCUGCCAAAGUACUUCCUGUACUGGAAGGAGCGCUUCCUGCAGCAGCCGGUGUCACAUUUCUGCAGUGUGAUCAGGACUAAGUCCACAGGUCCACCAGACAAACAAGAAGACUACUUCCUGCUGUGUGAUGCUCUUCCAGAAGACCGGAUCCUUCGAGAGAAGCUGCAGCAGAAACGACUG